Molecule: messenger RNA, 5558 nt
Organism: Bradysia coprophila
Lineage: Eukaryota; Metazoa; Arthropoda; Insecta; Diptera; Sciaridae
Gene: GABA-B-R1
Product: gamma-aminobutyric acid type B receptor subunit 1
Biological process (GO): gamma-aminobutyric acid signaling pathway; G protein-coupled receptor signaling pathway
Cellular component (GO): G protein-coupled receptor heterodimeric complex; membrane
Molecular function (GO): G protein-coupled GABA receptor activity
Source: RefSeq, a predicted model, not a curated record
GAGUUGUUUGCGCGAUCGGUGUGAAUUAUUUUCAUAUUCUGUCAGGGAAAAGGCUUGAGUGAAGAAAUUAAAAAUUAUUUUUUUCAUUCCGGGAAUUUUGUGAGGACAAUUUACGUUAUAAAAUUAUCCAACGAAUAUCAAUGAAAAGUCGUUUCAAUCGAAUAUUUAAUUUUUCAUUGGUCAUGCACAAACAGUUAAUUUCAAACUCUCCGUAGACUCACCGUCGGUGACAUAAAAUCCAAAUCAGCAGACUUGUGUUAAUAACUUUAGUAUCACAUUCCAUGAAUAGAAUAUCGUUAAAAGCUUUCCCCUUGUGAGCUUUCUUAUCUGUAACACUGACACCGGAUUCUAGUACUGUUUUCCACUCUUUUGAUCGAUAUACAUUAAAAAAAAGUAUGGCUUCUUCGGAAGGAUUCGCUCAAAGGACAAUUUUGGUAACAUUAUACGAACGAAACAGAAAUAUGAGCGAAACGAGAGAGUAAUUUUGUUUGAGAGAACAAGGACACAACGUGGAAAUAUAUCAAUGUUAUGUUAAAAUUGACGAUUGAUAGUGCUGUUAUAACUUGCAGUAACCGGGAGAACUUUUACGAAAAGAGAGUGAGAGAGAGAAGAGAAAAAGCUUUCUGAUACCGUGCCAGUAAAUGAGGAAAUAUGGUGCUUUCACCCUUCUACAUUAACACGAGACCGUCAGUCAUGGAGUUCCAGCGUACCGUGCAGAGGAACUCUAACGUCGACGGAAUAAAUUUGUCUUGGUUGUAGAGGAAAAAAAAUGGAAAUCAAAUAACCAAACUUUGUGUGUUGAAGAAAGUUACAUGAAAUUGUUCGGAAAAAUGAUACUGUGCUUUCGGGAUGUUAUCGUGAUAGACAGCUGAAGGAUAUUAGCCAAACAAAAUACAUAUAUCGAAGCAGCGGAAAAGGACCGUGACUGUUGGACAUUUGUCUGGUUUCUAAAAAUAGAAUAAAAAAAUAAAUAAAUUUCCAUAACUCGCGGUAUUUUUCGGGCGGUGUUUAAAGUUAUGGGUUCUAAAGUAUUCGUUAAGUGUGACAACAAAAAUAAUGCGAAUUUCAGCGAUAUGAUAUGUGCUGGUGGUGGUAAUUGGUGUGUCAUUUUUUGGUUAAUUUUGAUAAAUUUGGUGAGAACUACCUAUUGUGUGCGGGUGUAUGAUGAAUUACAUAUUGGAGGUAUAUUUCCAAUUGGAGGUAAAGGCGGAUGGCAAGGCGGCCAGGCGUGUAUGCCAGCCGCCCGAUUAGCACUGGAAGAUGUGAAUAAUAGAAACAACUUACUACCGGGAUAUAAGCUCAAUCUGCACAGCAAUGAUAGUGAGUGCGAGCCAGGCUUGGGAGCUAGCGUUAUGUACAAUCUUCUAUAUAAUAAACCACAAAAGCUAAUGCUGUUAGCAGGUUGCAGUACGGUAUGCACAACAGUUGCUGAAGCUGCAAAAAUGUGGAAUCUUAUUGUGCUAUGUUAUGGUGCAUCCAGUCCUGCCUUAUCGGAUCGAAGUAGAUUUCCAACUUUGUUUCGAACACAUCCAUCCGCAACAGUGCACAAUCCUACCCGAAUUAAGUUAAUGGAAAAAUUCGGAUGGUCACGUGUUGCGAUUUUGCAACAAGCCGAAGAGGUGUUUAUAUCGACGGUGGAAGAUUUGGAAAAUCGAUGUAAAGAGGCCGAAAUAGAAAUAGUCACAAGACAAUCAUUUUUGUCCGAUCCAACGGAUGCUGUACGAAAUCUACGAAGGCAAGACGCCCGUAUUAUUGUAGGCCUUUUUUAUGUAGUAGCUGCUAGACGCGUACUGUGCGAAAUGUACAAACAACAGCUAUAUGGACGAGCUUAUGUGUGGUUUUUUAUUGGCUGGUAUGAGGAUAAUUGGUACGAAGUGAAUCUGGAAAACGAAAAUAUCUCUUGUACCAAAGAACAAAUGAAAAUGGCUGCAGAAGGUCAUCUAACAACGGAGGCUCUGAUGUGGAAUCAGAAUAGUGAAAAAACAAUUUCCGGAAUGUCUUCCGAAGAUUUUCGUGAACGUUUGAACCAAGCUUUGAUCAACGAAGGUUACGACAUCGACAACAAUCGCUAUCCGGAAGGCUAUCAGGAAGCUCCAUUGGCUUACGAUGCGGUUUGGAGUGUUGCGCUAGCAUUCAAUAAAACAAUGGAACGACUGAAACGGAAAGGAAAAGGUCGAUCAUUGAGAGAUUUUACGUAUACCGAUCGGGACAUUGCCGACGAAAUUUAUGCAGCGAUGAAUUCGACACAAUUUCUGGGAGUAUCAGGUGUCGUUGCGUUCUCGUCACAAGGCGACCGCAUAGCUCUCACACAAAUCGAACAAAUGAUUGACGGACAAUAUCGCAAAUUGGGAUACUAUGAUACUCAAGCUGACAAUCUGACAUGGCUAAACAUGGAACAGUGGAGCGGUGGCAAGGUACCACAAGACCGAACAAUCGUGCGACGAGUACUGCGAACCGUUUCACUGCCACUGUUCGUCUGCAUGAGCACGAUAUCAAGCUGUGGCAUUUUAGUAGCUGUUGCACUCAUUGUAUUCAACAUAUGGAACCGACAUCGAAGAGUCAUUCAAUCAUCUCACCCAGUAUGUAACACAAUAAUGCUGUUCGGAGUCAUAACAUGUCUGGUGUCCGUUGUUCUACUCGGCAUCGACGGUCGAUUCGUGAAUCCAGAUACGUAUCCCAAGAUAUGCCAGACACGAGCAUGGUUGUUAUCGACUGGAUUUACUCUUGCCUAUGGCGCAAUGUUCAGCAAAGUUUGGAGGGUGCACAGAUUUACAACAAAACAAAAACAAGAUCCAAAGAAAAAAGUCGAACCAUGGAAAUUGUACACCAUGGUAUCGGGUUUACUAUCCAUCGAUCUGGUGAUUUUACUUACAUGGCAGUUUAGUGAUCCACUACAACGACGUCUCGAAUCGUUUCCCCUAGAAGAUCCACUAUCAUCCACCGACGACAUAAAAAUUCGUCCCGAAUUGGAACACUGUGAAAGUGAAAACAACUCGGUGUGGUUAGGUUUAAUUUAUGGAUUCAAAGGCCUAAUACUGGUGUUCGGGCUAUUUCUCGCAUACGAAACGAGAUCCAUAAAAGUGAAGCAAAUCAACGAUUCCCGAUAUGUGGGAAUGAGCAUUUACAAUGUUGUUGUUUUAUGUCUCAUCACAGCCCCCGUUGCAAUGGUUAUCGCAUCACAACAGGAUGCAUCAUUUGCAUUUAUGGCAUUGGCUGUAAUUUUUUGCUGCUUUCUCAGCAUGUUGCUUAUAUUUGUGCCAAAGGUCAUAGAGGUAAUAAGACAUCCCAUGGAUAAAGCGGAAUCGAAAUACAAUCCGGAUGCUGGUAUAUCCAAAGAAGACGAGGAACGGUAUCAAAAACUUCUAUGCGAAAAUGAGGAUCUGCAAAGACUUAUAGUACAAAAAGAAGAAAAAAUCCGAAUGCUACGGCAGCGUUUGGUUGAUCGUGAUGCUGCCAAAGGAGCGGGAGCAACAAACAAUGAUUCACAAGCAGUCGCUCCAACGACAUUAGCAAUAACCCAAGAUUUUCACGAUCAGCACACAUGAAAUUAAAAGUCAAUUUUACGGUGAUAAUAGUUAAUUAUUGAAUGAAAUCUAGAAAUUUAAUUGAAAACUUUAUUUUUAGUUGGCUAUUGUGUAAUUAAAACAUAAAAUGAAAACAAAAAAAAAAUUAUUUACAUUCAUCGAUUGUGUGUCAAAGUAACUGUUAUAGUCAAACUAUCUUCAUUUCCCAACAAUUUUUUUUUUGUUCUUAAACGUUUUUCCAAAAUGCACGUACACUCAUCCACGAAAUGUUCAUUUUAUUUGCCUUCGCUCCACAUCCUAGUAUAUCAUUUUAACGUCGUCCUAACUGCUAAAAUAAAAUUCAUUCGAAUUAAAACCGAAGAGGACAGGUGAAUGCAUUUUAAUCAAAAAAUUUAAAUAUUUGCAAAAUGAACUCUUUCGGAAGCGGUUGUCUAUUUUCAUUAAAUUCAUCACAUGUUAUAUGAAAAACUUAUACCACAGAGACAUCCCCAAGGCAGUCUAAAUAUACAUUCAUUUAGUUGCAAUUUCUGUUUUUCUGUUGAAAAUUUCUUCUUUUUUUCCCCUUCAACUGAAAUUUAGCUUUUGCUCAACUUAAUUUACAUUUGAGAUAAUGUCGACAAAAAAGCAAAACAUAAAAUUGAGAGAGGAGUCUACUGUGGGAGAAAAAUAAGAAGUCACAAUUACAAUCCAAUUCUGUUUAUCCAUUUUACAUGCGUUACUAUCGUGUUAGGUCAAAACACCCUAUCGCACUAUUUGUGUGCUUUGGAGAGCUUUCGAAAGCUUAGUGUUUUUCGUUUGGAUUCCAUUGGAAAAGUGUAAUAUUUCGGUAGAAUACAAAAGAAGCUUAAAGCUUUAUCAAAGCAACGAGCAAUGUUGCCAAUAUUAUAUGUACAAUAGCGUAGGUAUCGAAUGUGAAGUGGAUAAAAUAAAUUGGAUUGUAAUCGCUGAAAAUGUAACUUCUUUAAUUUCUCCCACCGUAUUGCAUUUAAAAUGAAAACUUACGACAAUGUCACGGUCAAUUUUUAUGGUGACCUAUUUCUGUAUACAUUGUGCAGAUAGCUAGUGUAAAAUUUACAAAUAUUCUGUUAAAUAAGGGCUAAAACCCAUUGAUCGUUUAGAACUUGCUAUAGCGAAGGCGACCUAAUUCAAAUUUUUCUUUUGUUCUCCUGUCAGACUUCACAGCUAAAGUAGACAUCUAGACUACACAGCUCAAAGCCUCUAUCGUUUAGGUCUCAUAAUAAAAGCUCUUUACAUGCUUUUGAUUCCCUAGGGUCGAAAAUGGCUUAUUACAUUACAAGUCAUUACAGGUCUGAGAAAUCACAGCAUGUAAAAUUUCAAAACUCGAGACAAAAAUGAAAAGUCACUUUUCGGCUUGGCCUGGGAUCAAUAAACGUUACACGAAAACUGGAAAUAAUUAUUCCAAAUUGAAAAUUAAUAAAACUUUUAUUUUAACAACAAGGUUUAUAUUUGCUUACUACAAUCAAAUAUUAUCAUCUGAAGUAAUAGAUUUCGCUUAAAAGAUACACAGAUUCUCUGACGAAAGAAAUUGAAUUGCAUUUUAGGAUUGGGUAUAUUCGAUAUUAAAUUAAUUGUAAACUUUCAACACUGGGAGGAACUCCCCGGAUUCUUAUACAAAAGAAAUGAAUUCUCUUUUUUACAGUCGCUUAUCCGCAUCGUUCAAGUUAUCCCAAUAUUUCAAUGCUUCUAGCACAAAUUUGUUUUAUAUAUAGCAGCAGUAGAACCAUAAUUUUAUGUGCAACUUAUGUAAUCACAAUUUUUUUUUAAAGAAUGAUCCACACGAAUGAAAAAAUAGACGCGAAAAUUGUAUUCAUCCUCAUUGCCAAUGUUGAAACACACAAUUCCCUCUCACAGGAUCACUUAAUUUAUCAUCCGUCAAUUAUUAUGCAACAAUAAACGAUGGAUGGAUAAUGUUUGUUGUAAACUGAUUGUUUUUAAAACGAAAAAGAAAUAUGAAAAUUAAAAUUGAAAAAAAAAAUUAUUUUGUGAAAUGUACAUAAAAAUGGAAUUUAAGUA